Molecule: messenger RNA, 8876 nt
Organism: Peromyscus californicus insignis
Lineage: Eukaryota; Metazoa; Chordata; Mammalia; Rodentia; Cricetidae
Product: homeobox protein goosecoid-2-like
Exons: 11
Coding region: 3062-3667 (201 amino acids)
Biological process (GO): regulation of transcription by RNA polymerase II
Cellular component (GO): nucleus
Molecular function (GO): RNA polymerase II cis-regulatory region sequence-specific DNA binding; DNA-binding transcription factor activity, RNA polymerase II-specific
Source: RefSeq, a predicted model, not a curated record
AACCUGUCCUGGAUGUUGCUCUGUAGCCCAGGCUGGCCUCGAACUCACAGAGAUCCGCCUGGCUCUGCCUCCCGAGUGCUGGGAUUAAAGGCAUGCGCCACCACUGCCCGGCUUGUAUUUUAAAAUCUUAAUUUGCAUGUAGACAGAGAGCCUUUUCUUUUAUAUCUCUCCUGACGUAGAAUAAACAGGCACACCUGUCUUUACCAGGCCCAUGGUGAGUGGAGUCUUAUUCACAAAAUAGAAGGACUAUUUCAUUGGAAAUUACCUUUCAUUUCCAAUUCAUGCUAGAACAUUGUAUUAAGUUCUCUGGGAGGUCUGAUGACAUUGCUGUGAACUUUUAUUUCAGGAGGUGAGAAGGGCUACUCAGAAUAACUCACUGUAAAAAGGGAUAUAAUGUAGCCCCAAAGUAACAGGAGGACAAGCACGGUGGUCCACAGGGAUAAAGAUCUGACCCGUCUUUCCCAGAUUUUCCUCUCUUGUGGUAGAGGCCAUCGGCGGGCUGUGGCUUCCCUUCCCUGUCACACUGAGCAUGCGCCUCACCUUCGCAUUGAGCAUGCGCCUCACCUCCCAUUAAGAGAGCGGGUUUAUAAACAGGAGGUAAGAGUCAAGCUGCAUUUGGAGGGACAGAGAUGAAUGGGUUCUCCGAGCGACAGAAUGGCUAGGAUAUCUGCUGAGCCCCUGGGGGAGUCUGCACAUGCAAGGACGGAGGAUGGAAAAAAAGUCUCACCCGUGACUGCAUCCCGCUGGAGACCAGGAAAACUGGCGGUGUCAUUCAGUUCAAGUCCCAAGGCUUGUGCACCACGGGAGCCCAUGGAGGAGAGGAGGAGGAUGCAUCAGCUGAAGCAGGGAUGUAUAGGAACGGGUGACUUCUUCCAUCACGCCGCCGUCUGCUCUGUUCAGGUCCUCCACGACGAUGGGAUCACGCUGGGGAGUGCAAUCAACUUUCCUGAUUUUCAGCGCUGCUCUUCCCUGCUUCCAAAGCCCGUGUGCUCGAGCAGUGGUUCUCCACCUUCCUCCCGCUGUGACCCUUUCAUACAGUUCCUCAUGUUGUGGUGAGCCCGCAACUAUAAAAUUAUUUUCAUUGCUACUUCAUAACUCUCUUCUAAUGCACCUCCUUGCAACUUAUAGAAGAAGGGUUUUGUGUGCUUACAUUUCUAGAGGGAUAAGAGUUCAUCCCCAUCACAGUGGGGAAGCUUGGCAGAGGGAGGGCAUCAUGGCUGCAGCAGCAAGCUGAGAACUCACAUUUCAAACCACAAGCAUGAAGCAGAAAGUGAAUUGAGAAUAGCCUGGCUUUUUUUUUCCCAAUUCAUUUAACUUUAUCUUAUGUGCAUUGCCAUGAAGAUGACUGAUCCCAGGUUAUGGGAGUUCCAGACAAUUAGCCGACAUGUAGGCGCUGGGAACUGAACCCACGACCUCUGGAAGAGCAGCCAGUGCUCUCAACUGCUGAGCCAUCUCUCCAGCAUGGCUUUUAAAGCCCAAAGCCCAACCCCAGUGACACACUUCCUCUAGCAAGCCGUCCCUCCUAAACCUCCCCAAACAGCACCGCCAACUGGGGACCAAGUCUUCGAACGUCCAAGCCUGUGGAGGCAUCUCGUUCAAACCACAGUGAUGCAAGUAUCUGAGUCCCUUCUGUUUCUGUAAGCAACCUCUGCAACUAGACUUCAGCAGGAGUCUUACGCUGGCUGUCAUUGGUUCUCUGCUUGGGGGGGGGGGUGGCCAUUUAUCUUUAUCUCAGGAAGAGUGUCACAUGACACUAUAACACGAUGAAAGUGGCAUUGCCCCAAUCAGCUCCAGGCAAGUUCAGAAGACACAGAUGAGCCACAGACCCAAAUGACGGCUACCUGCACAAGGCCUGGCUCCCUCACGGUGGUCCUGAGUGGCAGCAUUGAGGGAGAAGUCCCCAAGGACACAGCUUCUGAAGAGCACCAUGCCAUCUUCCUACAUGAAGAGAAACACAAGAGAAAGCAGGCAAGGCCACGGGCAGUGAAGGAGGAAGAUACAUCAGACAUCACAGAGGCCUUUUUGCCCCUGGCCUUGCUGUCCCAUUCUCAGAAGAACUCCAAUCUCGGUGGUAGUAGUUGGCUACAUCGUACCCCUGAGCACUGGAGUGGGCUUAGACACAGGUGUUCUAUAUCAUUCUACAUGAAGGUCUGGUAGACAAGGUUUCUACAUCCAAAGGGUCACAUGGGAGGUCUGGGGCUGUGGCAGCCAUUCUGUAACCACGAGGCAGGCUGAAUGGUCACGCACAGAGCUAGUGAUGCUAUCCCUGAGCCUCUCAGAUGAACACACUCUGAGACUUGCGACAGGGAUGAGCCAGCAAGGUCCACCACUUUAAGUCCAUAGCAUCCUCACUGCUACUAGAGCAGUCAGCAGAGGAACCUAAAGAAGGGCUUGGUAAUGGAAGAAGGGGGAGCGGGUUUGCUGCCUGCAAUGGCGGCUAAUGUUCCUGGGUCCUCACCCCUGCCUCCAGUGUAGUUCUGGACACCUCACACCUACUAACUGCUUAAACCCUAAGGACACAUCCUUUUUUUUGUUUUUUGUUUUUUUUGUUUUUUGUUUUUGUUUUUUUUAACAGAGUCUCACUGCCUCUGUCUCUCAAAGGCUGGAAUCAUACCAGGCCUUUGUUUUUUUAUUUUGGUUUGUUUAAGACAGAUCUCACCAGACUGGCCUUCCUCUCCCAGCAAUCCUCUUGCCUCAGCCACUGGAGCCCUGAGAUCCUGCUAUUACAAACUGCCUCUCCGUUCUCAACACUUGCCCCUUAAGGCCGACUCUUGAUAGUUGACAGUAUCAUGACACUGGACAACCCAAGAGGAGCCUUUGGAAUGUCACACAGCCAGGAGAGCUUAGGAAAGCUCUGGACGUGGCCGAGCACAGGGCUCCCUCCUGACAGCGCGGCUCCCUGCACCCAGACAGUGGCUCUCCCUCCUCGGUGGCCGGGGAUUAGCUCUCUGAGGACUAGCGACGGGAUUAGCACGCGCGAAAGCGGCGCCCGGCCCGGGGAUUACCGCACCUCCCACCCCCGACGUAUAUAUUCGGCCGCUCGCGCCGGCGACCCGCGGGCAUGGCGACUGCAGGCAGCGCGGCGAGCCGCAGGGACCCUGGACGACCCUGCCCGUUCUCCAUCGAGCACAUCCUCUCCAGCCUGCCUGAACGCAGGCCCGCGGCGCGGCCGCUGCAGCCCGUCGGUGGCCGGAACCCCGCUGAGCCCGACGAGCCCGAGGCGCCUGCCGCCGCUGCGCCCUGCGCCUGCUGCUGUUGCUGCGGCCCGCGAGCAGCACCCCGCGGAGUCCCGGAGCCCGCGUCCGGACCCGGCGUGCGGCUAGCGUGGCCGCUGAGGCUGGCACCCGCCGCUCCCUCGCCCCUGACGGCGCCGAGCGCAGGCUCGCCGGCGCUGACCGGCACGAGCGGCCCCGGCCCGCAGCGGCGCACGCGGCGCCACCGCACCAUCUUCAGCGAGGAGCAGCUGCAGGCGCUCGAGGCCCUCUUCGUGCAGAACCAGGAUCCCGACGUGGGCACGCGGGAGCGCUUGGCUGUCCGCAUCCGCCUGCGAGAGGAGCGCGUGGAGGUCUGGUUCAAGAACCGCCGGGCCAAGUGGCGACACCAAAAGCGUGCUUCGUCAGCGAGGCUCCUGUCUGGAACCAAGAAACCUCCCAAGGACAGCUGUUGACAGUGUCUGGAGUGUCUCCUGGUUUGGGCAGUGACGUGGAGCACAAGAAAGUAGGAGGGAGACAGACCUACUUGAACAGAAACUAAGAGAGGACCGCAGUCUUCCAGCUGCCCAGUGCUGAGAGAGAGGGAAUCCAAGACCUCCUCACCUAUGAAGGGAGGGCACAUGGGGCAGGAACCAGAGAUCUCCUGCAGGAUUAAAGCCGGUGGAUGGUGGCAAGGCCUCCUGGGAUUUGCUGUGGCCUCUAAGUACCACCAACUUGCUUCACAGGUCCUGGUGUGGUGAUAAUCUGUGAGAGAUGUGGUCCAUCCAUGAAAGCUAAACUCUAGAACCAAUGGCAGGAGGUCUUGGCACUGUGUAAAGAUGGCUGGUUUGGAGAACACUGAGCAGGCAUGUAUCCCCAGCCAGAGCUGUUCUAACACUGCUAGAGACCUCCAGGAUUGGCGAUUCUCCUCCCCAGUCCCUUGGAUGCACAUGUAAGGCGCCACCAGACUCUUCUUCCUGAACUUUGGCCUUGCCUUCGAAGACUGCACUGUCUCCUUCAGACGCAGCUGUCCAGGAGGUCAGCUCACCUGCAGGCUUGGGCAUUCACAUUGUGCUGGGUUCCAGGCCCCUGACCUCCUCCGUUCUCCAGAAUCUGAGCUCACCUGAGCUUCUGCCCUCCUCUCACCGUCACUGUCCCCUGAAGAGGCUCCUCGCAGCCCUCACCUGGCACCUGGAGUCUUACGCUUACAGUGAGCUGCCAAGAUGUGACCCAAGGAUGCUGUGUUCAGAGGGAAAGCAAGAAGGCCUCUUUCUAGUGGAGGAGGCAGGACAGAAGGCUUCCAAGAGGAAGUGACAUAACCCAGAUGGCUGAGCCAGACUCUUCUUCCUGAACUUUGGCCUUGCCUUCGAAGACUGCACUGUCUCCUUCAGACGCAGCUGUCCAGGAGGAGUCUUACGCUUACAGUGAGCUGCCAAGAUGUGACCCAAGGAUGCUGUGUUCAGAGGGAAAGCAAGAAGGCCUCUUUCUAGUGGAGGAGGCAGGACAGAAGGCUUCCAAGAGGAAGUGACAUAACCCAGGCAAAAUUCACAGAGGCGGGCUACAGAGCGUUGCUUGGUCCCAGGAGGCUUUGAAGAAGACUGAGUCCCUAGGCUGAGCCCAGGGACAUUGGCAUAGUCUUCAGAGGUGAAUUGGCAAGUAUGCUUUUGGCACAUAUGUUGGGGUACAGGGAUGAGGGGGUGUGGAUGGGCAGAUCAGAAGCUAGCAUGGAAAUCCUUUCUGAGGGUGGUAGGAGGUAACCUAGGUGUAGCUGUGAACACUGGGAGAUGACAGGUGGAACAGCAGACAGGGAGAUCACGGUAGGCUGGAUGUGUUGGGGGACGCAGGAAGAACAGGAACUCACUCCAGGGUAAAUUGGCAUUAGUGUCUUCCCAAGGUAGAGACACAGGUGAGGGCAGGGUUGAGAUGAGUCUAAAUGUCCUUAUUUUUAUGUAUUAAAAACCCUUAGACCUCCCUGAGGUUGCCCAGAGUGAGGUGAAGAGAAAGGAGCCACAACCGCAAGGUGAGGACUGCUUGGGACAUGGUGUCAGCAAGGCAAGCGGCACAUGGCAGCCAGUGGUGCCAGAUGCAGGCCACACCCAUGUGGAAUACCAGUAGCUGCCUCCCUUGCCUAUAAGGUUCAGACAUGCUGACAAUUUUGCUUUGCCAAGGUCUGCUUCCAGCUCUGACUGAGGGCAUCUCCUCUGGAACAGAUUGAGAUUGGAAGAGAAUGGGAUGCAGCCAAAGCUAUACAGAGCUGUGGGACAUUCUUGGGUUAACUAGUGGAGCGCCCUACUUCUGGGCUGAGAAAUGGUGAUGUGGAGCAACUAAAGGCAUAGUUGAGAACUGGGUGCCAGCUGGACAUGGAGGGACAUAUCCCUUGAUGGGCAGAACUGAAAAACCAGCUGCAAAGCAAUUUGGGGAGCCCAAAAGGUACUAUGGGGGUCAACCUGCCUUCCGUAGUCUUCCCUCAGCCCCCUACAGGCAGGUUUGUGCAGCCAGAAGCCCUGGGGUAAUGAUGAAACACCUGCCUAGCCCCUGAGCUCCUGAUGCAGUCGGUGCAAGCCCUCCGGUGCAAGCCCUCCGGUGCAAGAGAGGGCUCUGGUUUCCAGCCCUUCCUCUGCAGGCAGCCCUGUCCCUCUCUGCACUUCUCGGCUCCCCUCCAGAAGUUGUGUCUUCCUCACUUAGCUAUCUUCCCUGGCCUCCGCCCCUCUUAAAUCCUCCCAACCAGCCUCUGUCUGCUACUGCUAACUCAACCAUGGCCUGAGGAUACAGUCUGGGCUGGGGGCGUGGGAGUGAAUUUCCUACCGUGAGUCCCGCCUCUCGGCUCAGCCAAUGGCACGCCUCAUUUCCUAUAAGCCCGCCCCAGACUCCGCCCACUGCCGCCCAGUGCUCUUGGCCCAUCCAUUUAUCAAUUACGACAGCAAAGGCCCCGAGGAAGAACUUCAGCUAACAUCUAACACAUAAUUAGAAUUACUGAUAUAUUUUACAUUUGAUUUCUACUCCAAUAUUCCACUCUUUAUGAACUCCAGUAGUCUUAGCAAUUCCUCUGAUUAACUUCUGUCCUUAAUUCCCUCUGUGAUGUUGAGCUAAAAAUCUGAAACUAGAAACUUGCGGAAAAUGGUAUAUAAAAAUCCUGUUGAAGUUAUAUAUUUCCUUAAGGAAAAUUAUCCAUCCUACUAACUCCCAUGAAGACAUCUUGUUCAGUAAACUUAAAGUAUUUAAUCAUGGGGUGUCAGCAGUGGUUUCCUCUGUCAAGUUACUGCCUUGCACUUAGAAAACAGAUAAUUACAUACCUUGGCCUUUCCUUCCAGACAUUUAACCAAAGUAGAAUUCAGGUAUUGUCUGAGGUGAUUAUUCUCUUCAUGUAGCCUAGCAAGUUCUUCCUCCUUCUGGACUAGAGUGUCCUGGAGCUGCAAGAAGCGUACAAUAGUGAAGGGUGCUCCCCUCUAUUGGCUUUGUAACCCAAUAACAACGCACUGCUCCCCAACCUUCUUAAACUUGAUUAUUCUUGUUUGUUUUCUGAACAUACUUUCAAAGAGCCCUGGUUCUCUGAGUCUUAAAUCACAUCUACACUCCCUACCACCUGACUGUUCAAUUUGCGCCCUGCAUAGCCCAUUCAUUACGAAGUGUUUGAAGAGAUCAGAUGACUUUCAAAAUUGUAACCACAGGGAGUCAGGUGGGGAGGGAGGAAAGUGAGCCGCACGGAACUGUUUAAAUAUAGGAAAGAUGGUAGAAGGCUUGGCUGGACUCCUUCCUUGCACAUUUAUGAAAAUAAAAGCAGGAGAUAUGACCUGGCUGUUCCCAGCCUCAAGGUAGGUCAGACUGUGUGUCCAAUAAAUAAAACUGCUAGUUGGGAACAGCCACAAAGGAGACCCGGAGGACGAAGUGAUCUUUGGGAAACCUUUAUCAUCAUCCCUCCUCUCAAAGAUGAGCUGCGUUUAUCGUUUAAAACACUGCUGUAUUCAUCCCUUGGUCUCUGCAGCAGCCCUCAGAGAAGGGCUGCAGAAAUAUUCCACAGACAAGGAAAAAGAAUUUGGUUAAUUGAGAAGUCACCCCUAAGUUUUCUCAGAGCCUCUGUUUCUGUGAGCCUGUUCAUUUGACAUUUAUCUCUUUGGAGUCACAACAAGCACUGAGCUAGUGUGAAUUUAUAAAAAAGAAACAUAUUUAAAACUAAAAAGCAAUAUGAAGUAAAGGGAGACUCAGGGGAGAGUGGGUUUUAUGAAACUAGGCUAGUUAGUCUCAAUGUUCUUGCUACCUAUCCAUACCUGCUUAUUUCUGUAGAGCUGGGAGGAGAGCUGAGCCUCUUCCCAUGAACAUGAGUCCAGAACAGGGACAUUUAAGUCACAGGAUGCUUCUAUGUGAAAAUACAAAACAGAUGAAUAAACGUAUUUAGAACCGUGUGAUAAAUACUCACAAAGAACUUCUAAAGUUUAAUAGAUUUAAUUACUUUUAUUUUACACAGGAAAACAAAACUUUUAACUGUUUCAGAAGAAGGAAGUAAGCAAAUAUUUAUGCACUACAAAAGUGGCCAAAGACAUGUAUUUUAGGAGCUGAGCAGCUUCUAAAAUGUAGAUGUACAUUCUUACUGGUUAGGUUAAUAAAGGCUGUCUCUUCCAUACCAGUACUUCAUAGAAAUACUUAAUGACCCUGCCUUUCCACUAGGCACAAUAUUGCAAUUCCACUUCCAUUUUCUAGUGUUCAUGUUACUUUCUGGUUUUUAGCAUUUGAUAGUAUGAUAUUUGGCUCCAUAAUCAAAUCCUAUAUUGUGAUGCUGUAUAUUUUCCUCUCACUCGUCCCACUUGUGAAAUCUGAAGGACAGAAUUUGUUCAGAAUAUUAUGUCAUGGUAUGAUAACAUUUUCCAGUAUUUAUUUCUUUAUUAGUGCUGGACAUUAAAACUAGGACUGUGUACAUGCUGUAGAAGCACUCCAUGGCUGAGUCAAAUCCACAACCCUUACCCCCAUUUACCUUAGCGAUGUGCUUCUUGUUUCUCUGAAUAAUGUUAUGGCGAUUUCACUGUUAUACCAUACUUACUCUAUGUCAAGUGUCUAUAUAUGUAUAUUUUAAUGUUUUUUUCAAAGUUUUUUGUUUUUCAUAUUUUACAGCAAGCUAUCCCCGUCAAUGAAAAGAAGCUGUUUCUGCAUGCUAAUGUACUCUAGUUUUCCCUCUCCAACCUUGGCUUCAUUCACAUUUGACCUGCCUGUAGGACUUAAAAUGUUGUUGUUGAAACAUUUAGUAUUAAAUUGGAAGGUGAGCAAGAAAGUAAAAAUGAAACUUGGGUUCACAUCCUGAGACACUCCACUCCUGCUUUUGCUUAUAGUAAAAAGGCAAAACUGAACAACUUCCUCCACAACAUACGGUUCAUUCAUUUUGAUUUUUGCUUCAGCAUCUUUUCAUACCCCUCCCCAGAGUCUCUAAAAUACCUUGGGGGGGCAGAAUGGAUGCACAGGUGUCUAAUUCUGAGGUGCCUGAAAGUUUUACAGAAACCAGCAUUAAUGCAGAAAUCCCUGUAGUAUGGGAUAAAAAUAUUCAUUAAGCUUCAGGCCAAUGAUAAUGUUGCAUAUCAUUUCCACCAACAUUGGAGAUCUCUCUAAAUUUGAAGUGUAUAUGUGAAGGGGAAAAUGGUUAUUUCCAGGUGUGAAGUAUUGUUCACAGAAUUUGUACGAUGAAAUAAACUUUGCUACUCA